UGCACCUGAGAUAGGAAGUGAAGUAAAACCUGUUCCAAGCUGGGAUGAGGAAGGAGACAAAACCUGUCAAGGCAAUGAUGAUACAACAAGCCAGCCAGUUCAUUCAGCUGAAGUGCAGGUCCCAGCAGGAGAAGUUUUUGCAAGAAAUAACAUCAUAAAUUUUUUGGAUGACCUGAUGGAGAAUAUAAUUUCUGGUGGACAAGAAGUAAAUGGGGAUUACUACAAUCCAUUGCCAGUGCCACCAACCCAGCAUUUUCACUCAGCAACAUUCAGGCAUUGUUUGGUCAGAUUGAUGAGAAUCCAGUGAGUGAAAGUGAUUAUACCAGUGAUGGUGUUGGUCCCAGCCCUAUUCUAACAUUUGGAAACUUCCUUGCAAUGAUAGGCCAGCGAGCAGAAAGUGACAACAAUCCGAUGGCAUUCGGCAAGUGAUGAAUUUCACACACAUGUCUGGGGAGAGGAAGAAAGUGGACAAAUGCCCAGCAGAAAUGAAGUGGAAGAACAGGACUCGGAUCCUUUCAUUUCUGAUUGGCAGUUUGUCACCCGAGAGAGUUUUCUUGAAGAGUGAUAUAUUUUGUUUUGUGUUUGGUUGUUAAAAAUAUGAUUAUGUACAGUGAUAGCUCUCAGUGACACAAGUUUAUGAAAAUCUUUAUGAAGCGGAACACAAUAUCUGUAGCGUAAAUAGUUUAAGUUUAUGAGAACUUUUCUAUCUGCAUUAAUUGAUUAUGCAGUGGAGAAAAAUUAUCAUUGAAUAUGCCAUUUUCAAUGAGAUUUUGAUAACCUAUAUAUGGAGAACUCAUUUUAAGUGGUUGUGGACAAACAGUAUGUAGAAUGUGGUGUGAUGACUUUUUAAACAAUUUCUAAAUUAACAGAAUGAAAAAACUACUUGCAAAUAUGCUUUUGUGGAUUUGAUAAUUUUAAAAUGUUCUGAAUGUUGUUUUGAUAAAUAGUCAAAAUAGAUAUUUAACAAAUAGAGUAAAAGCAACACCUGAAAAGAUAUCUUGAAAUUUAGCCAAGAGAUGUGACUGUUAAAAGUGAUCUGAAUAAAUAACUAAGCUGUGAACUAUUGAAUAUAUUUUUAAAAGGCUGGAAAUAUUGAGGUAAUGGUUAUUUCUUUUUGCCCAAGCAAUGAGGCACAUGUCAAAAGUAGAUAAGAACAUGUUUUCUUUAUAUACUGUAUAAAUGAAUCGAUGCUUCUUCAAUUAUAGUACCAGAAUUUAUUUGUGUGGAUGUGAUUGCUGUUUUAAGCAAUUGAUAUUAUUACUAGGUGACCCAAAUUAUCAAUUUAUAUAGAAAUAUAAUUAUUAGCUGAA
Molecule: messenger RNA, 1310 nt
Organism: Penaeus monodon (black tiger shrimp)
Lineage: Eukaryota; Metazoa; Arthropoda; Malacostraca; Decapoda; Penaeidae
Product: histone H3.v1-like
Source: RefSeq, a predicted model, not a curated record